This is a messenger RNA of Anisakis simplex (herring worm), 9396 nucleotides long. The record is from the annotation of a GenBank genome assembly. Lineage: Eukaryota; Metazoa; Nematoda; Chromadorea; Rhabditida; Anisakidae.
UAUCGCAACAAUUCCCCUUACGAAGCUAAUGCAGAUGUUCACGCUGCCACUACUUCGAAUAGCAAUCAGUUGGUUGGCAGCCAACAAUAUAAUGAAACUGUGCCUUGUGCUAGUGGUAAAAAUGAUGUUACCAAUAGCUUCGAUGUGGAUAUUUAUGAUAAGAACAACGAUAAGAGAACAGUUACUAAUGCUCGAAUGGGUUCAUCACCAAGAUAUUCCUCUGGAAAGAGUGGAUUGCUCGCAACAGCUUUGCGAGAAGCUAAAAUUACCACAGCAACAGCACAACGACUUGACUCUUCUCCCAGGUAUUCCUCUGGUAUGAGUGGCCUUUUAGCGACAAGUUUACGAGAUAAUGAUCCGUUAACAACGGCAGCUACCACCAUGACACCAGAAUUCCAUCUAAGACGAGAUUCAUCACCGAGAUAUUCAUAUGGAAGAACAGGUUUAUUGGCAACAGCACUGCGAGAAGAUACUUAUAUGCCAGUGACAGAAGCAAUACCAACAACGGCUACGGUGACUGAACGUUACAACCGGCUAGAUUCCUCUCCAAGAUAUUCAUCUGGAAGGACGGGCUUUUUCGCAACAGCUUUGCGAGAAGAGGUUGCAACUGCAGUCAUUCAAGCAGCAAAUAGUCGUAAUCGAUUGGAUUCAUCUCCGAGAUAUUCUUCCGGUAGCACAGAUUUUUUCGCGACAGAAUUACGAGGAACUGGCUCGCCACCAAUUAUGACUACAUCGCCGAGGCAUUCAUCUGGAAGAAAUGAAUUAUUUGCAAGCACAUUGCAAGAGCCUGCUUUGAAAUCAACGACCGCACCGACUGCCGUAACGAGCGAUGUUGGAAGUCGAUUAAAUUCACCGUCACGACAUUCAUCUGGAAAAACGGGUCUAUUAGCAACAGCGUUACGAGAACAUACUCCAUCACUGAUGGUUGCAAAACCAGUCACAACGACGGCAGACGUUAACACAUCCCUGCAUUCGUCGCCAAUAUAUUCGUCUUCAAAUUCAGCCCCCCUUGCAACAACCUUUCGGGAAAUUGAUUCAACGUCAAUGACACCAAAUGUGAUUGCUCUGACGACGAAUGCACCUUCUUUACCUAAACGAACAUCGAUAUUGGAUUCGUCAAAACCAAAUCAACCGAAUGGUAUUCUGCCAAAUGCUAUUAAACGUUCUCUAGAGAACACUGAUGAUGAGUUAUCACAAAACCAGCAGCAACAACACUUGCCACCAAGAUUCGUUGGUGCUGUAUGGCGUGGACACGUGGAAAACCCAUUAGGCGAAGACUUGCAGCCUACCAUUUCAUUACCACAGCCGCAUCAACGCAUAUUGUUUGGUGAUGUCCAAAAUACGGAAGCGUUACUCUCGCAUGGUGACCGUAUGGGUAGUAACAGUACGCGAUUGAACGAACGUCAUGAAACUGCAAAUGAUUUUGCAGCGUACGACGACGAUCACUUUCAUGCUUCCACCUUAGCAUCUAUUGGAGAUACCGAGAAGGAUAUUACUUUUACUGACGCUUUAACUGCAAGUAUUAACAUGCAGCCCUCACCUAGACGCACUAAGGUCGAUCGACUCGUAGUGCAUGACGAUGAAACUGAUAGUGAUAACGAUAAUAUCAAGAGCGACAGUGAUAACCAGUUAAAAUUUUCACAUAGAAUGCCUUCAUCUGAUUUUGAGCAGAGAAGAAGACCGAGCGAAAGAGGUCCCUCGAAAUCACCACCUACAAUAUCAUCAUAUUCGAACAAGCGAAACGAAAGGCUCAGAGUAGUUGGGACACCAACUGAUCUGACACAACAACCGAAACAAAGAUUGAGACGGAAACGAAUUGCAGAAAUGGAUGAAGCGAGAGGAGAUCAUUCGCAAGAUGAACGGCAUCACAUGCAAGGGCAUUUACAACAUCAGCUCCUGCCAUCAACAUCAGCCUCGCUCCAUCGGUCGUCGCCUUCUCCAGCACUCGCCUCUCAGGCACAUACCUCUAGACGUUCAGUGGCAUUGGGACGAUCCCCAACUACAUCUAGAACUACGACAACACUCACUAUUCCUGAUGCGAAUCAACAACUAUCAACAGUAACGGAUGGUCAUAUCAGCAGUCGUAGUUCGCGAAGCCCAUCAUCUAGGGCAUCUACGAAAGCAACAUCGCGAAAUGAAAAGCGACUCGAGGAAAGGGAAAAACAUGAACUGCAAGAAAAUGAUACACGACGACAUCAUUAUGAAGGUCCCAAAGCACCGCCAUCAACGUCUAAUUUGAUCACUGAAGCAGGUAAAAUGCCGAUCUCUAGCGAGAUGUACUCCAUUUCAUCUAGAACUGCUACUCCGAAACGCUCAUUGGCUGCUGAGACUGAGGACCCCAAAAGACCAAAGACAAGGGAACCAAUAACUCGAAGAAAUCCUUUGCGAAACGCUCCAAUAGAUACAAAAUCUAUAGUAAUUGGUACAAAAACACCGGAAAUUGACCCUAAAAAACCCUACCCAUCGUACCAUAAACCUUCACCAGUCACAAGGCCUGUUUCGAAGGCUAAUAGUGGUGCUGCCGUGGGUGCUGAUAAGAAAUUGAAAGGAAAACAGGCGACGAUUGCGACUGUGAGCAGUAGUGAUACAGAAUCAGUGCAAAGUGGAAGAGAUAGUUGUUGGCGAGGUAGAGGGACAUCAAGGUCACAAACCCAACAAAGACGACCACAACAACACUUGACGCCGAGCGGUCGACGUUCUCGAGACAUAGUCUCUUCUGGCUUGAGGUUACCGCAUCUGAAGCCAGUAAUUAUUGAUGUUAACACUGAUGAUAUGAGCACCAGUCCAUCGCCUUCUCGAAGUCGUACACCAUCGCAGACACGCUCACAUCAACUAUCAUCAGCGCGUGACCACCACCAUAAAGACGAUCAAGUUUCCAUCACAUCUGGUAGAAUGCCUUCAACUUCUACGAUUCCUCCAAAAUCUAGUAGGCUUUCAACAAAAUCGAAACAAGCAAAACAGUCUGCUGAGAAUGAGGCAGUUCUAUCUGGCAAUGAUAACAGAGACGUCAAUCAUUCGAACUCAUCUCAGCCACAUCAAAUUGUUGGCAGUUCUGGAACAUUAUCGCAAUAUUUGUUACAAAAUGCAGCUACUACUCUGGAUCCAUCUACCUCUCAGCAUAUGCGACAGAAACAACAACCACAAUCUGAGACAGUCAUUACUGUGACUGAUCCAACUGCACGAAUCUCUGCUCCAUUUGGCCAGUCCACAGAAUUACCCAUAUCAGCACCAGCUUUCCCAAAUUCUCAGCAGCCUUUAGUCCCAGUAAAGUUAACAAUCGUAAGAGACGAUGUAAAAGAUGUCAGGACUGAAUCGUACAAAGAUACCGAUCAAAACGAAAUAAAGCAAGUGAAAACCAGUGAUCAAACUGCUCAGCAUCUUAAAGAUUCAAUUGAUGGACAUAUAAUCGCACAUCAUAUUCCUGAUGAGAAAACUGUUGAGAAACGUUCACUUCGUGACAGUGAAGGUGUGCCAAAUUUGGGUCUAACACCAGAAUCAGAAAAGUCAAAAGUAUCUCUUCCAAAGAAGCAACAACCUACUCAACGAAUCACUGAAAGACCUCAAGAAUUCCGUCUUGAUAUAGAAUCUGAUACAGAUGGUAUCACGGAUCGAAUUUUUGCAUCAAAAUCAACCCUUGCUAAGGACGUUACUGUCAGAGAAGAGAUGGAAUUGGCGACACUAAAUUCAGAAGUGAGUAGAUCCACUGAAGUAGGUCGAGCAAGAGGACGUGAAAGUAGAAAAGGCGGAAAGGAAGUUGCGUUAGUCAAUAUCAGCGACGAUAUUACUGAUGCAUCGGCGUCUGAUAUUAAUGCUGCUGAUCACACAGUAGCUGUUUCAAAUAUGGGUGCUACGCCGAAUCCUGAUGCUAAUAAAAAAGCAACUAUAAGUGGAACAUCUUCAGAAAAGUCGCUCCCAGUUCAGAAGCUAGAUUACGUUCAGGUUCAGCAACAACAACUCGUCAACUCUUCACCAUCUAGACACUUUCAGUCACCUGAAGAGUAUAGUGUAGGAAUGAUUGGGAAGUUACUCAAAAUUGCUUCAAAUACCAACACUGAAGGUGAAUUAUCGAUACUUUUGGGCGAUAAAGCAUCUAAAACAGCUGAACCAGUGAAAGAAGAUAAUGAAAUUGCAUUAGGAAUUCAGAAUUCUGGAGUCGUUGGUAAAAAGAUGACUAAUAAAAGUGAACCAAAAAAUGAAAAAAGAGCCAGCGUUCUUGCAAAAUCAUCUGAUCAACCGAAGGCGAUUGAUCAUUUGACGAAGAAAGAUGUCAAAAAAGAUGAGAUUCGGAUACCAUCUUUGACGAUAUCAAAUCCAAAAAUGGAAGCUGACAGUCAGAAUAGCCCGCUAAUUGAGUCUCCAAGAAAUGGGAUUUUGGGUAAACUAUUAGACUCUAGCAGAGGGGUAACUAGUCCAGUUUCUGAUGGCAAAAUUGAAAAAAAUGAACCGUUGAACCUUCAAAGUUAUGCAUCCAUGGAAUCAGAAGGCGAGCCGGCUGACGCAGAAGAUCGUCGGACAUCUGUUGAUUCAGUUACCGAUCACAAACCGGAAUCUUCGGUUAAGCUACUGGAUUUGGCUAAGAGUGGCGAUUGGACCGCUGUGGAGGAAAUGUUGAGUAAUGAUGAAAGAAUUGAUCUGUCGAUUACGGAUCGGCAUCCUAUCCAUCUAAUUUGUGCUGUACUUCAGCAUGGUUUCAAUGUCUUAUUAUUCGCUGUCAAAGACUCCAAGGUAGCAAUAUUCUCAAAAUUGUUGUCAAUGGGCGCUGACCUCUAUUCAACAACAAAUGACCGUCGUUCGAUUGCGCAUAUAGCAGCGAUGUACAGUAAUGAAGAGAUGGUAGAGUGUAUCUUGUCGAAAGGAGUUGAUUUGAGUCGAACUGCUGGGCCGCAUUCGCAAUUACCUUUGCAUUAUGCAUGUUGUCGAAGUUCACCACGUGGCUAUCGUGUCGCAUGUUUAUUGCUGAAUGCACGUGAUGAGCGAUUGUACGAGGAUCGUGAGAAAUGUCUACCAAUUAAUUAUGCGAUACUUUACAACAACAUUCCUCUCAUCAAGAAGCUGCUGGAACGCAACACUCAACAGCAAAUCAAACACGUAGACGGCAAUGGUGAUACUUUAUUACAUUUGGCCUGUCGUAAAAGCGAGGAUGAGAUCGUGCAAUUGAUCGUUGACCGUGGCGGAUUCGACGUGAAUCAAACAAAUGCAAUGGGAUGGACUGCACUGCAUGAAGUGGCGUGUAAUGGCGACGAAAAAGCUUUGAAGAUUAUGAUCAAAUUGCAGGCUGAUGCGAACAUCCAUGACCAGGAGGACCGAACUCCACUGCAUGUGGCCGCCGAGCGUGGUCAUACUCAAGUGGCGGAGAUGUUGAUUGAUAAGUUCGGUGGUUCGAUUGGUGCAAGGACUCGUGAUGGCAGCACUUUGCUGCAUAUUGCAGCUCUUUACGGACAUGCCGACACCGCACUCGCCUUCCUCAAACGGGGUGUACCACUCUACAUGCCCAAUAAACGCGGUGCGGUAGGAUUGCACUCCGCAGCAGCGGCCGGUUUUACAGAUGUGGUACGUAUGCUCAUUCUUCGGGGCACCAAUGUGGACAUACGGACCAGGGAUAACUAUACCGCACUACACGUUGCGGUACAAUCGGGUCGUGCAUCCGUAGUAGAGACGUUGCUCGGAUUCGGAGCAGAUGUGCAUCUGGAAGGUGGUCGAUUGGGCGAGACUGCGUUACACAUUGCUGCAUCGUUAACCACCGAGGAUGCGACUCAAUGUGCGAUCAUGCUAUUGAAGAGUGGUGCCCAGCCGAACGUGACCACAAAGGAUGGUGAAACGCCACUGCAUAUCGCAUCCAGAAACCCGUUACCGUCAAUGAUACGAUUGCUGCUAAGUGAAGGUGCUGACCCGAAACUCACCUCUUUGAAGGGAGAAAGUGCGUUGCAUGUUGCAUCACGAUGCUGUAACAGUGAAGCAGUACGUCUUAUGUUGGAACAUCUUCAGAAAUCAUCAUCGCUUUCUGAGAUAAAAAAAUUCGUUAAUGCAACUACUUUUGAGGAGGGUUUAACAGCCGUUCAUUAUGCAGCUGAAAUCACACACGAUCAAUUGCAUUCAGAGGGUGAGGAUGGAAAACUGAUCAAUACGUUGAUCGAAUAUGGCGGUCAACCUGAAAUUCAGACCAUUUCGAAUCUAGAAACAGCAAUGCAUUUAGCAGCACGAUCAGGAAAUGAAACAGUAUUAUUGGCGAUGGUCGCGAAACUUGGUCCUGGUGCUGUACAAAUAGUACAAAAUAAACAAUCGAAGAGUGGUUGGUCGCCGUUACUGGAGGCGUGUGCCCGAGGUCAUUUGGGAGUGGCUAGGAUUCUGCUGAAACAUCACGCGAGAGUGGAUGUAUUCGAUGAAAAUGGUCAAACUGCGCUGCAUUUAGCUGCCGCAAAUGGACAUGUGCAUUUAACACAUUUACUGUUACAACAUAAAUCUUUUGUGAAUAGUAAAUCGAAAGCUGGUGAAGCACCGUUGCAUCUGGCCGCACAAAAUGGUCAUGUAAAAGUGGUGAAUAUAUUAGUGCAAGAUUACGGUGCAUCGUUGGAGGCGAUCACGUUGGACAAUCAAACGGCACUACAUUUCGCUGCGAAACACGGUCAACUUGCUGCUUCACAAACGUUAUUGGCACUCGGUGCAAAUCCGAAUGCGAGAGAUGAUAAAGGCCAGACGCCUUUGCAUCUGGCUGCCGAGAACGAUUUCCCCGACGUUGUGAAGCUGUUUUUGAAAAUGAAACAGAACAAUCGCGGUGUACUGACAGCCGUUGACUUCAAUGGAUUCACAUGUGCACAUAUCGCUGCCGUGAAGGGAUCGUUGGCUGUAGUGAAAGAAUUGAUGAUGAUCGAUAAAGCAAUGGUUAUACAGGCAAAAACGAAAACAAUGGAAGCAACAGCGUUGCAUAUGGCAGCAACUGGAGGACAUGAAAAAAUUGUGAAAAUUUUACUGGAAAAUGGAGCGAAUGCAGAGGAUGAAAAUGCGCAUGGUAUGACUGCGCUGCAUCUGGGAGCAAAGAAUGGUUUCAUCUCAAUUCUGGACGUUUUUGAGAAAAGUUUAUGGAAGAGGUGCUCGAGGAAGACGGGCUUGAAUGCAUUGCAUAUAGCGGCAUAUUAUGGAAAUACGGAAUUCGUGCUUGAAAUGUUGAAGCACAUACCUGCAAAUUCAAGAUCAGAACCACCGAUUUACAAUCAUCAUGUCAUGAAAGAAUUUGCUACUGAGUAUGGAUUAACACCGUUACAUUUGGCUGCUCAAUCUGGUCAUGAUUCGUUGGUGAGAAUGUUAUUGAAUCAAGGGGUUCAAGUUGAUGCCACCUCAACAACUAUGAGUAUAAUUCCAUUGCAUUUGGCUGCUCAGCAAGGUCACAUAGCUGUGGUUGGUAUACUCUUGUCGAGAUCAACUCAACAGCAACACGCAAAGGAUUGGAGAGGGAGGACACCGUUGCAUCUAGCUGCCAUGAAUGGUCACUAUGAGAUGGUAUCGUUACUUAUCGCACAGGGAUCAAAUAUCAAUGUUAUGGACCAAAACGGUUGGACAGGGAUGCAUUAUGCCACAAGGGCAGGUCACAUAAAUGUGGUAAAGUUGUUCGUCGAGAGUUCCGCGGAUGCACAAGCUGAAACGAAAGAGGGAAAAAUACCGUUGUGCUUUGCGGCAGCACAUAAUCACUUGGACUGCUUACGGUUUCUACUGAAACAAAAACACGAUACGCAUGUGUUGAUGGACGACAGGAAGUUCAUCUUCGAUUUGAUGGUUUGUGGUAAAGGCACCGAUAAUGAACCGCUCAAAGAGUUCAUUCUACAAAGUCCUGCACCGAUCGACACGGCCGUAAAACUGUCAUCACUUUAUCGCGAUAUGAGCGAAAAAGAAAAGGAACGUGCUAAAGAUCUAUCAAAUGCAUCGACAUAUGCAGAAGAUAUGGCCGUUGAACUGCUAAGCAUAACUGCUAGUGAAUACAACGCUGCGAUAUUGUUGAAAGCAAAAGAUAAUCGUGGACGGCCGUUACUUGAUGUUUUGAUCGAGAAUGAGCAGAAAGAAGUGGUAUCAUAUGCGUCGGUUCAGCGAUACCUAACCGAGAUAUGGGUUGGUCGUAUUGACUGGUCAUUCGGUCGUACAGUGGCAUUUGCUCUUGUUGUUUUUUUGUGCCCUCCAGCAUGGUUCUACUUUUCGUUACCGUUGGAUUCACGCAUGGGAAGGGCACCGAUCAUCAAGUUUGUCUGUCAUAUCGUCUCGCAUGUUUAUUUCACGAUGCUGCUAACGGUUGUCGUGUUGAAUUUAACGCAUAAAAUCUAUGAAGUUACGAGUGUCAUUCCAAAUCCGGUUGAAUGCGUUCUUCUGUUAUGGCUUUCUGGUAAUCUUGUUUCGGAACUGUCGAAUGUGGGUGGUGGUUCUGGACUUGGUAUUGUUAAGGUUUUGAUACUGAUAUUGAGUGCAGCUGCCAUUGCGAUGCACAUAUUGGCGUUUGCGAUACCAGCGUUAUUCUUACAGCAUCUGGAUAACGACGAGAAACUUCAUUUUGCGAGAACGAUGCUGUAUUUGAAGAAUCAAUUGUUUGCAUUCGCAUUGUUGUUUGCAUUCGUGGAAUUUUUGGACUUUCUAACGGUGCACCACUUAUUUGGACCAUGGGCCAUUAUUAUUCGCGAUUUAAUGUACGAUCUCACAAGGUUUCUAGUGAUCUUACUUCUCUUCAUUGCCGGAUUCACUCUUCACGUCACUUCGAUAUUCCAGCCGGCCUAUCAGCCAGUGGAUGAUGACAGUGCAGAUUUGAUGCGUUUAGCAUCACCCGAACAGACUCUCGAGAUGUUAUUCUUCUCGUUAUUCGGUUUGGUUGAGCCAGACACGAUGCCACCACUUCAUUUGGUGCCAGAUUUCGCGAAGAUUAUACUGAAAUUAUUGUUUGGCAUCUAUCUUUUGGUCACCCUCAUUGUGUUAAUAAAUCUGUUGAUCGCUAUGAUGUCCGAUACGUAUCAACGCAUUCAAGCGCAAUCCGAUAAGGAAUGGAAAUUCGGACGAGCCAUUUUGAUCAGACAAAUGAACAAACGCUCGGCUACACCAGCGCCAAUCAAUAUGUUAACGAAACUGAUGGCUGUUCUACGAGUCGCUUAUCGAAAUAAACUACGAGUUUGUACGUUGAAAGCGCAACAAGAUCUUCGCUAUGAAGAGGAUAUCGAUGCGUUUUCGAUGAACGGUGAUGGAGGACGGAACAGUCCUGGGCCAAGGCAGGCUGAUGAAAAUAAUGAGAUACGCGAUAAUGCAGAACUAGGUAAGAGUGCAGAUUUGAAUAUUGAAACAGUAAUCGACUGGAAAAGAAUAGUGGAGAUGUAUUAUCAAGCGAAUGGUAUGGUGGACAAAGCUAAUGUUAAUUUGGAAGUACCUUCAUAA